This is a messenger RNA of Laccaria bicolor S238N-H82, 912 nucleotides long. RefSeq lists its product as uncharacterized. Lineage: Eukaryota; Fungi; Basidiomycota; Agaricomycetes; Agaricales; Hydnangiaceae. The coding region runs from base 1 to 912 and encodes 303 amino acids. The transcript is spliced from 6 exons. The record is from RefSeq and is a predicted model, not a curated record.
AUGGAUGUUUUUCAAAAGAUGAAAAAAACAAGAUCCCCAUUUGGGUCUUCUGAAUGUCAGGACUUCCUGGAAAGAAACAGGCGUAUGAGCCAGACUGCAUUUACGUUUGAUGUUCACAUGGCAACAUUGUGUUUCCCAGGUGUCCAGGUGACAAUCUUUUUGAUUUCCGUCUGCCUAACCUCUACCGUGCUGCAAAUUCAAGCCAAAUUCCAGAAAUGCAAUAUCCGGGAAUCCCGAGAAUUUACUGCUGAGCACAAUAUCCGGAUUCCCACAAGGUUCAAGCCAAAUAUCCAGGAACUCCGCAAAUUUUCUCCAGACCACAAUAUCCGGAAAAUUGCUGGGCCACACAUUGGGCCCAACAAUGAACCAUGGACUUCCCAUAACGUAUUCAUGGGUGAUUGGGCCAAACAUAUGCCCAUUACAUUCCUUCAGCAUUGGGCCCAACCAUUACCCUUAGGCCAAUACCACCUACUUAUUACUACCACAAUUGGGCCGAAUGGGCAGGAAGAAGACUACGAGGAAAUUUUCUGGGGAGCUUGGAUUCCUGGGCUAUUCCAUGAAAAAAUAGCUGAUGCUCAUGGGACUUUAUUUACUCAUUUUGGACAGCCUGCCACCAUCUCCCAAAAUGCUUGGAUGUUGGGCUUUCACAAUGGGUGUAUCGACAGGCUCCCCAUCACCCUGACCUCCCUUCCAACCUACCACACUUCUUGUGAUCUUAUCUUCAUUUCACUCUAUGCUCAUGUUCUUCAUUGCCUACUUCUUGUUUUGAAAUAUGAGAGUCUUGAAGAUAAGGAGGACAGUGCAAAGCCAACAAAAGGUGAUGCAGUCUUCGAAAAUGCAUUUCUGUUCAUGUGGGAUGCUCUUGUGUCUCAAGAAUUCAAUGAUGCUAUCAAGGCUGGUGAUUCUGGAUGA